Colletotrichum scovillei is the source of this 2059-nucleotide messenger RNA. Its product is annotated as NmrA-like family protein. The coding region runs from base 375 to 1406 and encodes 343 amino acids. Lineage: Eukaryota; Fungi; Ascomycota; Sordariomycetes; Glomerellales; Glomerellaceae. The transcript is spliced from 2 exons. The record is from RefSeq and is a predicted model, not a curated record.
UCUCUCUUAGUGACACUUAUCUCACACUAGUGUCUCCUCCAGCCGAGGGGAAGCGGCAUGUUUCUGGCCUGUCACGAAAGCGGCGGGGAAUGGGCCGCAAUGGAGGGGUCAAUGAUUUUCUUUUGAAGCCUUUGAAGCAGAAUUUGACCACUUUUGAUCCCACGAUCUCAACAUUCUCUCGAUGUAACUUAGGAACAUCGGACUCCAGCAAACUCAUCUGAUGCUACAUUAGCCGGAAGCUUUUUUUGUACCUGAACGAUUACUACAUUUAACAAGACACUCAACCUAAAAGUCUCUCCUCGUUUCAUCACGUUACUAUCCCACCGGUCAACUCACCGCCUCUCAGUCUUUGCCUCGGACCAACACUGACGACAAUGUCCCAAAAGCUCAUCGUCGUCGUGGGCGCCACGGGCAAUCAAGGUGGCUCCGUUGCUCGCCGCUUCCUGUCCGCUGGCUACCGCGUCCGCGCUCUCACCCGCGACACCAAAUCUACAUCCGCUACUGCCCUUUCCAGUCUCGGGUCCGAUGUGGAGCUUGUGAGCGCAGACCUUGAAGAUGUCGCCUCCAUCGAAGAAGCAUUCAAGGGCGCGAAUGUCAUCUUCAGCGUCACAAACUACUGGGAGCCCUUCUUCCGACCAGACUGUCGCAUGAAGGCACAGGAGCAGGGCAUUUCCUGCCGGAAGUUCGCGUACGAUGUCGAGUUGCGCCAGGGACGGAAUAUCGUCGACGCUGCGGCCAAGACAGUGGACUCGCUUGACAAGAACGGGUUUUUGGUUUCAACAUUGAGUCACGCUGAGAAAUGUAGUGGUGGGAAAUUCAAGGAGUUGUAUCACUUUGAUUCCAAGGCUGAGGUGUUCCCUGGCUACGUGAACGAAAAGUACCCCGAACUCGCGGCGAAGAUGUCGUGCAUCCAUACUGGGUACUUCUACACAAGCUACAACAUUCUUCCGAACUCAUACUUUGGCAAGAACUCCGAUGGCACAUUCACCAUGGCGUUCACAACCUCUCCUGACAAGCCCGUCCCGCAUUUCUCCCCUGUCGAUGAUAUGGGCAAUUUCACCUACGCCGUUUCCCAAAUGCCGCCCGGCAAGGCUUACAUGGCCGAAGGAACAACUGCCACUUGGCCCCAGUUCCUAGAGACAUGGGCAAAGGUAAAUGGGGUACAAGCCAGCUAUAAGCAAAUCACGCCAGAAGAGAUGAUUGAGGCGACUGGAGAGCGCGACACUGGUAUCGAAGUCGCAUACAUGUUUUCAUAUUCCUCGGACCCAGGUUAUGAUGGCGGCAUGGAUUUGCUGACCGCAGCUGAUCUUCAAAAGGUGAGAGCUGCAACCCUCGAACCCGUGAAGAACGAGGUGCUUUAUUUUCAGAACAGAGAAUUGACUGCUAAUUGCAUAGGCUGGUAUUGAUUGUCCCAUGACGACUUGGGAAGAAUGGUCCAAAAAGAACGAUUGGUCUUCUGUACUAGACAAAUGAUGGCCGCACGGGUCCAUACUUGAAGGAAAUGUGCUAGACUUAGAUCCGAAUCGAGCAAUCCGACGCCCCUGAAACUUCUGACUUUCCUGACUUUGAACAACUAGAACUUUACUUAUCCGCUGACUGAAACGCAAUGCGAACACCGCAUGUGUUGUGUAGGCUCAGCAAGUUUCAUUUAGUAUUGUAGGGUUAGAGCUCAUUCUUCUUUUGUUUAUUCUUUUUCUUAAAUCCGAAAACACCAACAUUCAAAACCAUCAAAACUCCAUGUAUACUGCGACAAUAGUCGCUAAAGCCAUGGCAAACAUUGCUUGACCCCCAGCUGCAGAAACCUCUGACCCCCUGCUCCUCACCGGUUGGGCACCUGAAAGUUGACCCCUCCCAGGUUCCAUGGAUUGCGGGAACAUCAAGACUGUACCGUUACCCGCAUCUCCAACAGGAGCUGUCGUGUUAGGAUCGAUAGUGAACGACGUGUUCGUCGACUCGAAACCUUCACGCCUCCCGACCAGUACUUCGACACUGCGGAACGCCACGGCAGGGGCAUCCUGUGCGAGGAAGUGGCCUGAUGUAGAUACAGCAAGAUAUGUCA